AUGGUUACUAUAGAAGAGUUGGUGGUGAACCACAUGGCUGCCAAAACCAUAGAGAACGUGUGCAGCCGUGAGUCUCAAUACGCCCAGGGAUUCAUCACUGCAGAGGUGGGACCUGCACUCUGGUAUCUGUUCACACACUCCACAGUGGAUGCACUCAGGGUCAGCGCUAUAUCUGCUCUGUGUAAAAUAACACGCCAAUCUGCGGGGGCCUUCCAGAGUGUGAUUGACAAGGUGGGAUUACCCAGCAUCCUCAGUUGUCUGGUGUCAGGCAUCAGCCGUGUCCAGCAACACAUGCUCACUAUGUUCGCUGCCAUGUUGGCAUCAGGAGCACAUUCCCACAGACUGGUACAGGACCGGCCAGCAGCCCGUGAAGCAAUGCAGGCCAUGCAGCAUGUCAAGAAUGAACAAAACAUUGUACAACGACUCUUUGCUCUUUAUCUGAGGCAGUAA
Sinocyclocheilus grahami is the source of this 450-nucleotide messenger RNA. Its product is annotated as serine/threonine-protein kinase ULK4-like. The record is from RefSeq and is a predicted model, not a curated record. Lineage: Eukaryota; Metazoa; Chordata; Actinopteri; Cypriniformes; Cyprinidae. Bases 1 to 450 code for a protein of 149 amino acids. The transcript is spliced from 4 exons.